UUAUAGCAGGACUGCGGAGGGCAUUCUGACACUGGGUGGGAACUGACUAACUGCCACUGACAUCUCCAGUGACACUAAUACAGUGGUCCGUGCUAAUAAAAAGCACUGACACUGUACUAAUGACACUGGGCAGGAAGGGGUUAACAUCUGGGGAGAUCAAAGGGUUAACUGUGUGCUUUGUGUGUUUUACUAUGUGUGCUGUGUGCUGUGUGCUGUUUUACUUGGGAGACAUGCUGCUUUGUAUCUCUCUGAUGUCCAGAGAGAUACAAAGCAACAUGUCCAGGUCUCUCCCCUAUCAGCUUUGCCGACGAUCACUAAGUGCCGGCCAAGAAUCACCCGCCGGGACCUGGUGA
Staurois parvus is the source of this 353-nucleotide messenger RNA. The record is from the annotation of a GenBank genome assembly. NCBI's taxonomy places the organism in Eukaryota, Metazoa, Chordata, Amphibia, Anura, Ranidae.